Messenger RNA from Triticum aestivum (bread wheat), 546 nucleotides. Its product is annotated as ras-related protein RIC2. Bases 255 to 509 code for a protein of 84 amino acids. The record is from RefSeq and is a predicted model, not a curated record. NCBI's taxonomy places the organism in Eukaryota, Viridiplantae, Streptophyta, Magnoliopsida, Poales, Poaceae. Gene Ontology annotation, molecular function: GTPase activity; GTP binding. The transcript has 2 exons.
UCCACCCAUUCCCCAGAUCCGAUCGUGGCACCCCGCCGCCCCCGCCUUCCUCUCCCUCGCUCAUCUUUCCCCCAGAUCCGAUCAAGGCACCGCCGCCACCCCUACCCACCACCGCCGACCUCUCCACCAUCUCCUCCCCGUCCCCCAUCGCUCCGCCAUCCACCUCGUCGCCUCCCAUCUCCUCCCUCCCCCACCAUCCCCUUUCGCCCCUCCUUCCCCACCCCCACAACAAGAUCGCCGACGCGACGACAGCAAUGGCGGCGGUGUACCGGGCGGAGGACAACCACGACUACCUCUUCAAGGUCGUCCUCAUCGGCGACUCCGGCAUCGGCAAGUCCAACCUGCUCUCCCGCUUCACCCGCAACGAGUUCACCCUCGAGUCCAAGUCCACCAUCAGGGGGGGUCGAGUUCGCCACCUGCUCCCUCUAUGUCGACGGCAAGGUCGUCAAGGCCCAGAUUUGGGACACUGCCGGCCGUCCCUAUCCCCGUCUGCUCGGCAACAGACAUAGCGUAUGCUUGACCAGCUCACUGACCUCCAAAGGAAGG